Solenopsis invicta (red fire ant) is the source of this 313-nucleotide messenger RNA. RefSeq names its product extensin-like. The record is from RefSeq and is a predicted model, not a curated record. Lineage: Eukaryota; Metazoa; Arthropoda; Insecta; Hymenoptera; Formicidae. The coding region runs from base 84 to 284 and encodes 66 amino acids. The transcript has 2 exons.
GCGGAAGAGGAAGAGGAGGCUUCCUAAACAAAAAUCAAGUCAACCAACUAGUGCGGCGGGCACUACAAAAAGAAAGGAGGCGGAUGUAUGUUGGAGGAUACGCGUAUCAAGCGUACGUUCCUCCAGCAUACGCAGCACCGCCUCCUCCGCCGCCGAUGCAAUAUCCAGUGUUGCCACCGCCGCCGCCGACGGUGAUACAAAUGCCGCCACCGCCGUCGUCGCAACCGCCAACACCGUAUCCAUAUGGAUACGGUAAUUACUAUUACCGAUAUCCAUAUCAAUAAAAACAUAUUUUAUAACCUUAUUUUAAAAA